AGCGACUUUAUGCUCAGUCUAUAUAUAUUGUGUCUAUGGAUGCUCCGUAGCGCAUCAUUGACAAAUACGCGGCUACAAGAUGUCAAUGAAAAUCUGACGCACUAAUAGAUGAAAUUUGACGAAAACAUCCUUGUGCGAUGGAUCUGGCCAAGUCGUUCUUCAAUGUUCGCGAUCAUGACGGUUAUGUUGGGAAAGAGGAACAUAACAAAAAAUUGGAAACAACCACCUCUGAAGAUGAAAUUGAGGUGGAAGUUGGAGGUUUGUGCAGUGAAAGUCUGUCGCCAGCGCCAGGUGGUCCAUUUUCUGCUUUAACUCCAUCCAUGUGGCCUCAAGAUAUUUUAGCUAAAUUGAAUCAACCUGACGACCCAAAUUCACAGCCUGAAUAUAGAUUUGAUGAAUUUGGUUUUCGCGUGGAGGAAGAAGAUGGUCCUGAGCAGAGUUCGAAGAAGUUACUGGGAAUACCAUUUGUUGAAGAUCCUCAACACAGAUUGCAAUGGGUUGCUCUCUUAGAAUUUAGUCAUAAUAAAGAAGUAGCGGAACUUUCAUGGCAAAAUAUGGAUCGAAGGCUACCUCGUACGGACAAAUUACGUGAAAUGGUUCGGUGUGGGAUACCUCAUUCCUUGAGACCUCAAAUUUGGAUGCGUAUGUCAGGUGGACUCCAGAAAAAGUGUUCAUCAGAAAUAAUGUACAAAGAUAUAGUGAAAGCCUCAAGUAACGAUGCAUUAAUGACCAAUAAGCAAAUAGAGAAAGAUCUCCUUCGCAUUAUGCCAGCGAAUGCCUGUUUCAGUCAUCUUCAUAGCACUGGUAUACCUCGUUUAAGGCGUGUUAUGCGUGCCUUAGCUUGGCUGUAUCCUGAUAUUGGUUAUUGCCAAGGCACUGGUACAAUGGCAGCAUCAUUAUUAUUGCUCUUGGAAGAAGAAGAUGCGUUUUGGAUGAUGGCAACAAUAGUAGAAGAUUUGUUACCAGCUUCUUAUUACUCUUCAACAUUGCUGGGUAUUCAAGCUGACCAAAAAGUACUUCGCACAUUAGUAGCUAAUUUCCUUCCUGAGAUAGAUCAUGUUUUGGUGCAACACGAUAUAGAAUUAAGUCUUAUAUCUCUGCACUGGUUUUUGACCUUGUUUGCAUCAGUUGUACACAUGAAGAUAUUGCUACGAAUAUGGGAUUUAUUCCUUUUCGAUGGAUCUAUAGUUUUAUUUCAAAUCACACUUGGGAUGUUGAAAAUAAAAGAAACAGAUUUAAGACAAUUGGAAAACUCUGCACAAAUAUUUAACGCUCUUUCGGAUAUACCAGGAGACAUUGACGAUGUGGACCAAUUAUUUAACGUAUCCUUAGAAGUUAGUGGAUCAUUGACAGAUGUUUUAGUUGAAACUCAUAGACGACGUCAUUUAGCAUAUUUAAUGGCCGAUCAAGGCGGACUGGUAGGAAAUCCGGAUGCAGUACCAAAUUUGCCGAAACAACAUUUGAAUAGACGUCAAAUGAAACGAAGUAAAUCAAUGUUACAAACAAUUUUAUUUGGAAGUGAUGAAAGUGAAGAUGAUGCAAAGUCUAAAAAUAUUCGGCAAACAGAAAUUUUAGUUGAUCUGAGGGAAGCUGUUUUACAAGUCGCCAGACAUUUCAUAAAUGUCGACCCAAAAUUGAACAGCAUUGUUCUCAUAGCAGAUUACACUAUGGAAAGUCAUUCGAAAGAUCAUGACAAUUAUGUCAAUGUAUCACAAACGCGGAAGAGAAGAGCCAAAGCUUUACUAGAUUUUGAGAGACACGAUGACGACGAGCUCGGUUUUCGAAAGAACGAUAUAAUUACAAUUAUUAGUCAAAAGGAUGAACAUUGUUGGGUAGGAGAGCUCAAUGGCCUGAGAGGAUGGUUUCCUGCAAAGUUUGUAGAAUUGCUGGAUGAACGAAGUAAGCAAUAUACAUGCGCUGGGGACGAUGCAGUUAGCGAAGCUGUUACAGACUUAGUGAGAGGUACAUUGUGUCCUACUGUGAAAGCUGUAUUAGAGCAUGGAAUGAAGAGACCAUCGUUUCUGGGUGGACCGUGUCAUCCAUGGCUAUUUAUAGAAGAAGCUUCUAAUAGAGAAGUGGAAAAAGACUUCAAUUCCGUUUAUAGUCGAUUGGUACUAUGCAAAACGUAUAGAUUGGACGAAGAUGGUAAAGUUCUGACACCAGAGGAGUUGUUAUAUCGUUGCGUUCAAUCUGUGAAUUUAACACAUGAUAAUGCACAUGCUCAAAUGGAUGUAAAAUUACGUUCUCUCAUCUGUCUUGGAUUGAACGAACAAGUGCUUCAUUUGUGGUUGGAGGUUUUAUGCUCCUGCGUAGAAGUAGUACAAAAGUGGUAUCAACCGUGGAGUUUCAUAAAUAGUCCAGGUUGGGUGCAAAUCAAAUGUGAAUUAAGAACAUUAAGCCAAUUUGCAUUUAACUUGAAUCCCGAUUGGGAAUUACCGCCUAAAAAGGAACAAUCACAGCCUUUAAAGGAUGGGGUUCGUGAUAUGCUAGUCAAACAUCAUUUAUUUAGUUGGGAUCUUUAGCAUAUAAAACUGUUCACUAUUAAUAAGAUUGUACUACCUUUUUGGUUCUCAUGCAGAGACUUUCAGAUUCAAACCUGAUUUUAAUUUAAAUGAUUAGCAAAUAGUUUUACAAUAUUUAUUUGUAUUUAUUAAUGUUUUAUUAU
Messenger RNA from Linepithema humile (Argentine ant), 2665 nucleotides. Its product is annotated as small G protein signaling modulator 3 homolog. Gene Ontology annotation, molecular function: protein binding. Lineage: Eukaryota; Metazoa; Arthropoda; Insecta; Hymenoptera; Formicidae. The record is from RefSeq and is a predicted model, not a curated record.